This is a messenger RNA of Babesia bigemina, 450 nucleotides long. RefSeq lists its product as hypothetical. Lineage: Eukaryota; Apicomplexa; Aconoidasida; Piroplasmida; Babesiidae. The coding region runs from base 1 to 450 and encodes 149 amino acids. The transcript has 2 exons. The record is from RefSeq and is a predicted model, not a curated record.
AUGUGCGCGAGUGACGCAACGCAUGACCCUUCGCUCCGCUGGGCGGACGAACUGGACAACUCGGAUUCCGACCUCGACGGCGCCCUUGAGGUUACUGUGAAACCAACGCACCUGAAGGAGCCGUCGAUAAAGGCCCGUCAGUGGAGCGCGCCGGCGCCGGAGCGCCAGCCGAAGGUCGUGGAGUGCCACCGUGCUGACUUCCUCGCCGAUGACCUGGGAGACUCGCGCGACGGCUUCAAUCGCAGGAUGUCGCGAAAUCAGAAAAAGGGUAACGGACGUAAGGACAGAUUUGAGAGCGAGUCCCACGAGGAUUUCAGCUGGCGGUGCUCGUCGGGCUCGCUUCGGGGCAGCGGAAGCAACUCGUUUCCCAUGAAUUCCAAGAGAGAUGAUGACCGCGGUUUCUACAAUAUGAACCACCGGCGCAAGGAGGAAAACAGCUCCGCAUGGUAG